This is a messenger RNA of Stylonychia lemnae, 3717 nucleotides long. The record is from the annotation of a GenBank genome assembly. NCBI's taxonomy places the organism in Eukaryota, Ciliophora, Spirotrichea, Sporadotrichida, Oxytrichidae.
AUGCUUAAUGCUAACCUGACUGGUUACUUCCCCAAGUUUUAAUAUGUCAAGGAUGAGUCCACUGCUAACUCUAAGGCCAUUUUAGAGUUACAAAAUUAAAUGAUUGAAAUGAAGGAGAUUACCGCUAAUAUGUCUCUAAAUAGUAAUCCCUCAAAAUCGAGCAUUACUACAGCUGGAAUACAACAAGGUGACAUGACUUAUUAACUUAAAUUAGUACAAAAUGAUGUGGCUAUGAUUAAGGAUCUUUUAAUGAAUUCAUCAGUGAGCAGUCCAUUAGGAGCACAAACUAGAAAUACAUCACCUGUUAAUGUAAAUCCAACUGCUAAAAAGUCGCUUCCUUUAGGAAACAUAUCUGGAGCUUAGAUAAAAAGUCUUAAUCAGCCAGCACCAUCUACCCCAAUGAAUGCAGGGGAAAUCACUUUAAAAAUCUAAAAGCUAAAUGAGGCAGUGAAUGAUAUUGGUUCUCGUAUACAAUUCUUCGCAUCUCAGGAGGCAGUUGAAAAGACCAAUUAAUCCUUACAGGACUUCAUAAAUUAUUGCGACGUUUAAAAGAUAUAUUCAGAGAUGACAUCAUUAGCUAAGAUUCAUGAAUUGCAUUCAGUUGAGUUUUAACUAAAUGAGCGACUUUAGAUUGUAGAAAAAUAUUACUCGAAGAGCGAGGAUGUAAUUCUUGCCAUUAAUACUCUGAGAUCCGAUGUUUUCCACUCUGUUGACUCUAAGCUUUCGAUUAACGACUUCAUUCAAAGAUUGAAUAGAUAUGAUUAAGACAUUAGUUUGAAGGUAAAGACUGUGGGCGAUGAGCACAGUGCCUUGGAACGAAAAGUUAAUCGAAUUGAUAGUGAUGUGAAAACUUCAAUCAGACAAGACAUUCAUAGAAUGUAGCAGGAUUUGAAAACCAAGACUAACCUAGAGGAAACCUUAAGAAUUUGGAAGCACUUUCAUACUUAUGCUGAGUACACAGAUCUUAAAGAAUUAUACCAAAAAACAAUUCCUGAAAUCAAAAAAUUUGAGGAUUUACUCUUAGAACUUACAAAUGAGAAUAAAAGGACUUAGGAAAUAGUAGCGAGAUUUGAUGAAAUAAUGACUGAAAAAGCAUCGAAGUAAAACAUCAGAGAGAUCUAUUCUAAACUGGAAGAAUACUUAACUAUUGAAAAGUUUGAUGACUAUAAAAAGGAGAUUGAUGAUGAAUAAGAAGCACUUACAUAAAGGUAGGAUCAUUUGGAAGAAACUUUAGAUUUAUUAAGCUAGAACAUUACGAAGGAUAUCAUUUUGGCAGUGAAGAGAGCAACCUCACAUCUCAAUAAUAGAAAGAAUAGUAUUGGUUAAUCAAUGACUAUGACUGAGGAAGAACUAAGAAACCUUAUAGAAUCAAAAGCUGACCAGAAAGACCUUGUGAACCUUAACAAUAAGAAGACUAAUAAGACUGAUACAGAAAAUGUUAUUAAAUGGAUAGAAAUACUUUAGAAAUAGAUAAAAUAAAUGUCUGUAAUUUAAACAGAAACUGCCUCUGCAAUGGUAAAGAAACAUAACGAGACUGAACUUUAGAGAAACAAUAAAUUGGAUUUUAUUACUAGUUAAAGUGCAAAGAUAAGUUCAUGGCAAUCUCCAAGAAACAAUGAGGAACAAUAAAUUUAAUAAGAUCUGAUGGCAAUAGAAAAGUUCAAUUAAAAUCACAUCAUAAAUCAAUCUGGAGAUAUUACUAGGCAGCUUUCAAAGUAAACUAUUGUCAAAAAAUCCUAAAAGUUAAGGCCUUUUAAAGCUCUUAUUUCACCAAAUGAUAUGAGCAGUAGAAAUGUUGAAAGACUCUAGGCUAAAUCUCAAAUAUAUCCUACUCUUAUCAAUAAUCUUGAGUAACACCAGAAAGCUCCAACUUAAUUAAAGCAUAAUAAUUUGAACAAUAUAUCAACUGACCUGCACACAAUGCAACAGCCCACAUCACAAAUUAAUCUCUUUUUGAAUCAUUAACUUGUAAACCAUAAAUAAAGUAUGAGAAAUUCUCCUAAGAUUAAGAAAUCUAAUCAUCAUAGUACACUAGAUUUCUAGUUUGGAAGUUCAAAUCACUAUAAAACCCAAAGGAAAAAUCAAAGCAUGGAUAUGAAGGAUACUAUGUACUUAUAAGAAAAUAUAGAAUCAGUUAAGAUUAUGGAUCAGAGAGCUGAACUUGAAACUGCGAAUGUUGCAGAUGGACAAAAACACAUUGUUGAAGGGUAUCUAGAGAACCUAGAAAAAAAUAAAAUGUUUGCAAAUUACUCAGCUACAGAACUAUUGUUUCAUUAUUUAGUCCAAAGAUCAGAAGAUCCAUUAGACAUGACUACUAAAAUUCUGAUCCCUGACACAGUUAUAUAUAAGUGCUCAUAGCCAUAUUUCUGGUAUUUCACAACUGCAUAAGGUACAAUAUUAAGAGAAAGCAAAAAGAAAAUUUCAUACAAAGCUGUUAAAGAUGAAUUUCUUGCUGGUAAAUAAGAUAAUGACAUAGUAGCAUCUCACUAUUCUUAUAGUUCAUCUAUUGAUAAGCAAGAUGUGGUAACCGUGGAACAUUUUAACGCGAAGGAUUUUAACAGAUUUUUGCUAAAACCCGAAAAGCCGAUGAAAUCCUUUCUCUAGAAAUUUAUUGCUCCAAAAAACGAUAAAAAUUCAACGAUUAAAGUAACCUGGACACCUUAGUUUUCCAUACUCGAGAAUAAAACCAACAUUAACAAAAUUAAUGAUCAAAAAGUCAAUCUAUACGAAAGAAUUGUAACUCAUGAGGGUCCAGAGCACUUAGCCAUCCAAGAUUCUAUAAAUAGCCCUACAUUAGCUAAUGAUAUUCUAAAAACCUGCAACUUUAUUGCUGAUCAUGUCAAAAAAGUAUCAAAAGGUGGAGAUAGAAAGAAAGUUAAAAGGAUGACACUUUAUUUUAAGAUUGAUUGUAUGGAGAGACUAUUUCUGAUGAAUAUCGGGUCAGGCCAGGCAACUAAUACUCUUGGUGGAGGUAUAAGCUCUAAAAAGAAUACUGAGGAAUGCAAUGAGAAAAAAGAACACGCUUAUUGCUCAAGAUGUCACAUUUUAUUUGUGCAAAACAGAUUGCUGAGCAUCCCUUAUAAAUACAUGCUUGAAUCAAUUGAUGUAAAUCAUCUGUCGUCUAAAAGAGAGAAAAGAUUCUUCUAUACUUCUAAUAUGGAUAAUACUCAAGCUAAAUCAGCACAGCAAUCUAGACCUGGUACUCAUGUUGGCAGAAGACUUCAAACUCCUAUUAUCAAUCUUAAGAAUACCUAAUCUAGAACAAAUCUAAACAUUGAUAUGUUCCCCAAAAUUGAAUUGGUAAAUUAUUUAAUAUUAACUCUAGCAUAGUAUGACAAAGUAACCUUCCCAUAAGUAAAAAAUGAGAAUUUAUAUAAAACCCUGACAAAGGAAAGAUUUUCUCUUAUGAAAUCGGAUCACACUUGGACAAAUAGUUAAAUCAAGGUUUGUGAAAAUUGCUAUCUUGAUCUAACUACCAAUCAAUUUCUCUAGGAGGAUAAAGUAGGCAAGCAGAAGGUUAAGGAUUUGUUCGAGAAUAUAUAAUCUCAAAAAGAUCUGAUGAAGAGUCCCUAGUAAAAUAUGCUACUCAGCAUGAGUUAAAUGAAAGGCCAUCAUCAAUAUGGCAAAAGUAAGAGUUCAGCAGAUCUUAACAAAAUAACUAAUCCCAAGCCAGCAAAUAUCAACAAGAUGCUAACUACUCUGAACAGAAAUAUGUGA